This is a messenger RNA of Cucurbita maxima (winter squash), 3018 nucleotides long. RefSeq names its product zinc transporter 5-like. The transcript has a single exon. Gene Ontology annotation, molecular function: zinc ion transmembrane transporter activity. The record is from RefSeq and is a predicted model, not a curated record. Gene Ontology annotation, cellular component: membrane; Golgi apparatus. Bases 82 to 2625 code for a protein of 847 amino acids. Gene Ontology annotation, biological process: transmembrane transport; intracellular zinc ion homeostasis; zinc ion transport. NCBI's taxonomy places the organism in Eukaryota, Viridiplantae, Streptophyta, Magnoliopsida, Cucurbitales, Cucurbitaceae.
UUGAGAGACUUUUCUUACAAGUUUCACCUUCGGCCGGCGUCAUUAUAGGGAUCUGAAAAUCGAACUGGUAGGUCGGAAUCCAUGGCCGAUCACCAUCACCACCAUCAGAGGCCUCACCGUCUCUCGAUUCCGCCGCGCGCCGGUGAAGUAUCUACCGCCGCCUCUCGUCCUUCUUUCCCUCUCUUCCCCUAUUCUUCUUUAACCCCUACGCCCACUCCCUCCAAGAGCCGCCUCUAUCCGAAAUCCUCCAGCAAAAGCUCAAUUUCAUUUCUGUUUUUUCUUCUCUUUUCGCUUCGAUCACUCUAUUCACUCCUCCCAUUCCUCCGCUCGUCCCCUUCUUUCUCUCUCUUCCCCUUUUCUUUCUUGGUUUCUCUCUUGUCCUUGCUUCUUACUCUCUUUUUCUCUCUUUUUACCAAUUCUUCUUCCACUUCCAACUUCCAAUUUCAAAUUUCCAGGCAGAAUCGAGGAAUUUUCUCUUUGUCUUCGAUUUCGCACUCGCAGCUCAAGACUCUGGUUGCUAAGUCAAUUCUGCUUGCCAUCGUCUUUCUUCUUCGAUUUCAAGCGCUGUUGUACUGUGGAACAGCGGCGAUGAUUCUUGCUGAACUGAUCGGGAACGUGGCGGCUCGAUUCAUGGUCGAAGGACGGAAUCAGAUUACUAUGAAUGAUCGGUUUCGAAGUCGAUCCUCUGAGGUUCGUGGAUUUUUGUCCUUGUUUUUUGGCUUGUUUCUGUUGUCGAUCAGUUGGGACCGAAUUGAUUGCUUCCCAUUUGCAACUUCGUUCAUUGAUAAAUAUGGAUUUUCUGUUGUUCCAAGAGAGAAUUGCAUGACAAUUUGGCCAAUGUUGCUUCCAUUUCUUUCUGGAUUUUUGGGUUAUUAUGAGCGGAUUUCGAUGAAUUGGGGAACUAUCAGGCAAUUAGGUCAGAAAAGAGUUAGAUUGAUUUCACUGUUCUUGACGACGGUUAUCCUUUUUGUGCCUGCUGUAAUUAGUAUGUUCAUGUUUGAAGCGGAGGGGAAGAGUGUUUCCUUUGGAAAUCUGGCAUGGCCUCUUGCAAACACUGUUGUUUUUGGGGUGCUUUUGAAUGAAAAUUAUAGUGAUGAUAAAUUAGUCAGUUCAAAAGAUUUUAGGACUGAAUUUCUAGUCACUUUUGUUUGUACUGUUAUACUGGAGUUGCUGUAUUUUCCUGAGCUCUCCCUCUGGGGAUUGUUGUUCUGUGGAUUACUACUGUAUGUGGCGGUACGAGAUUUGGAUCCUGUUUACCUGAACUAUCUCGAACUUGGGGUCGAGCCAUCUGCUUCGAUUACGACAAUGGUUAUGAAACCUAUUCAUCACAUUCUUAGCGAGCGGAAAUCUCGUAAAAUUGCUCUUUUCCUCUUGAUCAACACUGGCUAUAUGGUUGUUGAAUUUGUUGCUGGUUUUAUGAGCAAUAGUCUUGGGCUGAUAUCAGAUGCUUGCCAUAUGUUGUUUGAUUGUGCUGCUUUGGCUAUUGGACUGUAUGCUUCGUAUAUUUCGCGUUUGCCUGCGAACAAUCGAUUCAACUAUGGACGAGGGAGAUUUGAGAUUCUUUCUGGAUAUGCUAAUGCUGUUUUCCUGAUUUUGGUCGGGGCGCUCAUUGUAUUGGAAUCAUUCGAGCGGAUUUUGGACCCACAGGAGAUAUCUACUACCAGCUUAUUGACUGUUUCCAUUGGAGGACUGGUUGUGAAUAUAGUAGGUUUGAUAUUCUUUCAUGAAGAGCAUCAUCAUGCCCAUGGUGGAUUAGGAUCAUGCUCGCAUUCACAUUCUCAUAUGAACUCGCACUCGUGCGCAGAUUCUCACCGUCAUGACAAGCAUGAACAUGAUAGCUGUAGGAAGCAUGAGAAUCAGAUCUCUGUUACCGAGGAAUGUCGUGAAAGUUCAGUUACUGUCCAUCAUGAACACAGUCAUGUCGAAGUUUGUAGCGAAAGUCACCUCAGUAACCACCAUGAUUGUCAUCAAGAUCACAACCAUACGAACCAUCAUGAUCUUGAUCAUGUUCAUCACCACGAACAUUCUCACCAUCAUCAUGAACAUGACCAACACAGCCAUCUUUCUCAGGUCGAAACCAAUAUGCCGAAGAUCGUUUCUCAUGGUGUUUCAGAAAGUUCACAUAGACAGCCUGCUGAGAUGAAGGUACAUCAGAAGAAGCACCACCAUCACCACAUUGACCACAACAUGGAAGGGAUAUUUUUACAUGUAUUGGCCGACACCAUGGGAAGCGUCGGCGUCGUUAUAUCAACCCUUUUGAUCGAAUACAAGGGAUGGGUAGUUGCCGAUCCAGCUUGUUCCAUAUUUAUUUCUAUAAUGAUCAUUGCUUCAGUUAUUCCAUUACUCAGAAACUCUGCUGAAAUCUUGCUUCAACGAGUUCCUAGGGCGCACGAGCAGGAUCUAAAAGAGGCUGUGAAUGAAAUUAUGAAGAUACAAGGAGUCCAAUAUGUUCAGAACCUGCACGUUUGGAGUUUCACUAACACCGACGUUGUGGGAACGCUACAGCUUCAUGUUUCAACCGAAACUGACAAGAUUUCUACAAAGGCAAAGGUCGAACAGAUACUGCAUGAUGCUGGAAUCAAUGACUUGACAUUGCAACUGGAGUAUGAUCCGCAAGUAUCUUGAUGAGCUUCCUUUCGACAUUGUUUUCGUCGUCAUCUCGUGUGAUUAUUGGACGAUCUGGUUGUUCUUGAUACUCAUAAUCACAAUGCCAGCUGAUGGACUUAUACCGACACGUACAAAGUCGGAGUAAGUUAUCCAUUCCUCUUAUAGCUCUGAAAAUGAAAUGUGAAGAGCCUGAAUUGGUUCGAUCUUGUCAAGCUCAAAGAGGAGCUAUGGUUCAUGUUGGGCAGAACCAGAGAGUGAUGGCUCUUUGUUGGAUCCCUGUUCUACACUCUUAUACUGACUCAAAUGGUAGAUUAGUUUCAAUGUAUUUUGCAGGAUGUGCAGGAAGAACCCGAAAUACUCGUAAUUAUCUUUCGAUGAAUCAAGCCAAUGAGUAGCUCAAAGGUUUGAAUC